UCAAACCACACCACUCUACUAAAGGAACUCCCCUCUACCCCAAUACUAUCCUCAUCGCCCUCAAAAUGCCAACCACCACCUCCACCACCCCCCUAACCUUUUACGACAUCGCCACGCGCCCCCCCGCCCAAGAAAACAGCUGCUCCCCCAACCCCACGAAAACGCGCCUGGCCCUGAACUUCAAAUCCCUCCCCUACAACACCACCUGGGUGCCCCUGCCGGACGUCUCCGCCGUGCGCCAAAGCCUGCACCUCCCCGCAUGCCGCCAAUUCGCCGACGGCAGCGACUUCUACACGCUCCCGAUCCUGCACGACCCCAACACCAACACUUUAGUGGGAGACAGCUUCGACAUCGCCAUCCACCUGCAAAAUACCUACCCAUCCAGCGGCCACGGGGACCUCUUCCCCCCGCAACCGCUGAACUACACCUUCCCGCAAGACCCGCCGCCCAUCGUGCCCCUCUCGGCCACGCGAGACACAAGCGCCAACCCGGCCCUGCUCGAACCGUACGCGCGGUUCAACGUGCACGUCGACGCCGCGUUCACGGCGCACACCCCGCUGACCGUACAGGGGUUCCCGUUUGACCCUGCCACCGAGGAGACCGUGAAGGCGGAGUUUGUGCGGCGGGCGCAGCUCGCUGGGGCGCCAGUCCAAAACUGGGCGGAUUUUAAGUGUGAGGGGGAGUAUCGGAAGUCAUUGCUGGAGUCGUUUGAGAAGACGUUGGGGGGGUUGGCGGAGGCUUUUGCGAGAGAUGGUGGGCCGUUUGUUUUGGGAGAGAGGGUGAGUUAUGCGGAUUUUAUUGUUGGCGGGUGGUUGAGGAUGUUUCGGGUGAUGUUGCCGCUGGAGGAGUGGGAGAUGGUCAGUGGGUGGCAUGGGGGUGUGUUUGGGAGGUUGUAUGCGGCUUUGGAGGUGUUUGCGGAGGUGAAAUAGAUUCUGUUGUUGUUUGGUGCUUCACAUUGCGGGAUGUGAAGGCAUAUACUGGUGGAGACUGAAGUAUUGGUGUAGUUCGUCGUGAUUCUUGAACAGAAAGGGUUGGGUCUGGAGAUUGACUUGAUGGUUGACUUACGCAGAAAUAUAGUACUGUACAUUGUAGCAGCUAACCGAAUGAUAAUUUUUGUCCAGCCUGCUGAACGCGAC
Molecule: messenger RNA, 1136 nt
Organism: Aspergillus saccharolyticus JOP 1030-1
Lineage: Eukaryota; Fungi; Ascomycota; Eurotiomycetes; Eurotiales; Aspergillaceae
Exons: 1
Coding region: 66-929 (287 amino acids)
Source: RefSeq, a predicted model, not a curated record